GCCAACUCCUAGUAACUGAUAGAGUGAUCCACCCGCCGAGUGUGAAAUGUACCGCAUCAGCAUGGUCGGCCGACCUCCUCUGGGAGUGGGAAAAGGAGGCGUAGAACUCCCAGACGAGCUCCUGGUAGGUCGGCUCGGCGAGGCAGAGAAGGCGCCGCCAACCAUAGGCGCGAACAUCGGCCUCCAUCUGUGGCCGGGCAUGAAGCGCCUCGAACACCCCAAAGUCGAGAUUCAGGUGCUCGGCGAUAUGGCGGGUACGGAUGGUCCGCAGCAGGUGGCGUUAUGUGAUGCUCAAUUGGUCGAGGUAGGCCUCCAUGGUCCUGCAAAGAAAAAGGAUGUACAAAUGGAACACAAGCGAACAGGGUCAAUGUUAGCCGAAAAGCACACCGGGAGCCCUCACAUCGAAAGAUAUGGACUAGGCUACCGGUGAAACAAGCAUACCAAUCACAACUAGAAUCACACAAACAAACACACCGGGGGCCCUCAAAUAAAGCGAUUUGGGCAGUGGACAAGGCCCCCGGUGGAACAACACAUAAUCCUAUCCCAAAUAUCCACUAAUCGAUCAUUUAUCACACAUAGGCCACACAAGCACGCAUACAAUGGCAACAUGCAAAUGAUAUGCCGAGGAACUGAAAUCUCGAGACAAAAAUAUAAUAAGCAUAGAGCGCCAUCGGCCUACCAAAUCAUUCUCAAAGCAGGCCAUAAUCCCAAAUUCUUCACCUAACUCUAGGUAUCAAUUCUCCAAAAAUAAAAUAAGAACCAUGAAAACACACCUGGAGACGCAAGAAGAUACCACAAGGCUGGUGAAGAAAAGGGAAGAAAACACUCCAAAGUCGCCGGAAAACCCACUGGAGACUCGCCGGAGAACUCGCCGCCGGCGACCCAACCGUCGCCAAACAAACCCAAACUUCUGGGAAAUGUGCUCCCCGUCGCCAGGAGCGUAGGGGUGGUCGCGGUUUGUGAUUUGGAGGUCAGGAGAAGAAGUUGUGGCCGAAAAACCACCAAAGAAGAUGGAGGGGCCGAAUUUCCAGCGAGGGAGGCAGUUAGGAUUUGAAAAAAAUGAGGUUUGAAGG
Messenger RNA from Linum trigynum, 1073 nucleotides. Lineage: Eukaryota; Viridiplantae; Streptophyta; Magnoliopsida; Malpighiales; Linaceae. The record is from the annotation of a GenBank genome assembly.